Molecule: messenger RNA, 1581 nt
Organism: Microthlaspi erraticum
Lineage: Eukaryota; Viridiplantae; Streptophyta; Magnoliopsida; Brassicales; Brassicaceae
Source: the annotation of a GenBank genome assembly
AUGUUCGAGAAAUCCGAGCUUUCUGCGACUCACACCUCGUCGCGAACCAAUUCAGCGGGGAGUACGCCACCAAAGACGAGAAUGGGGAAGUAUAUGGCGCUCGUCAAAGAAUUGGCUGCGAAGUUCACCAAAUUCGAGCUAACGCGAGUACCCCGCGGCGAGAACACGCAAGCAGACGCCAUAGCUGCGCUAGCAUCCACGUCCGACCCAGAUCUCAAAAGGAUAAUAACGGUGGAGUUUAUUGAACAACCAAGUAUCGAUGCUCCAGGCCCAGUUAUGGCGAUAACGUCAACACCACCCGAACUAGACGAUGGGAUAGCCGACAUGGAGAUAGACGGAGAAGUUGAAUACGGCUGUGACAGAGAAUGGAUGGGCGCGAUCCGAGCAUAUAUACAUGACGGCGAAAUCCCGACAGAGAAAUGGGCAGCUCGCUACGUGGUGAUAGAUGGAAACUUAUUCAAAUGGCGAUUCUCGGGGCCGUUGCUCAAAUGCGUCGAGGGGAAGGACGUGCGGAAAAUCAUGGAAGAAAUCCACAGCGGCUCUUGCGGAAACCACUCAGGCGGACGAGCCUUAGCAAUCAAGAUUAAGCGUCAUGGGUACUACUGGCCAUCAAUGAUCACGGAUUGCGAGAAGUACUCGGCCAAAUGCGAGAAAUGCGAACGACAUGCGCCGACGAUCCAUCAACCCGCCGAGCUACUAUCGUCCAUCUCGGCGCCGUACCCAUUCAUGCGCUGGUCGAUGGACAUCGUGGGUCCCUUGCACCCGUCGAAGCAAAAACGAUUCUUGCUGGUACUAACGGAUUAUUUCUCUAAGUGGGUGGAGGCAGAUUCGUACGCUAGCAUAAAAGACGCUCAAGUCGAACAAUUCGUUUGGAAGAACAUCAUCUGCCGCCAUGGAAUUCCUCAUGAGAUCGUCACUGUUAACGGCUCGCAGUUCAUUUCAGCUCACUUCGAAGGAUUCUGCGAAAAGUGGAAAAUUCGACUCAGCAAAUCUACGCCGCGCUUUCCGCAAGGAAACAGUCAAGCCGAAGCAACUAACAAGACGAUCCUUGACGGUUUAAAGAAACGUUUAGGCGAGAAGAAAGGAUGUUGGGCAGACGAGCUCGAAGGAGUGCUAUGGUCCCACCGAACUACACCGCGACGAGCAACAGGAGAGACGCCGUUCGCGCUCGUGUACGGCACAGAGUGCGUGAUCCCGUCGGAGAUCCACUUCCCAGGAGUUCGUCGUUGGCUUUUACCAGAACAAGAAGGACUUAACCACCUGAUGCUCCUCGACGAGCUGGACUUGAUAAACGAACGACGCGACCAAGCGUUGAUCCGCAUCGAGAACUACCAGCAAGCGACAGCCAGAUACUACAACGGCAACGUUCGAAGCAGAAGGUUCAGAAUAGGAGACUUGGUCCUACGCAAAGUCUUCCAGAAAACCGCCGAGCUGAAUGCAGGGAAGUUGGGCGCGAACUGGGAAGGCCCCUACAAGAUAAUCGACGUCGUGCGACCUGGUGCGUACAAACUCGAAGGAAUGGACGGAAAAACGAUACACAAGCCGUGGAACGUGAUGCACUUGAAAAAGUACUAUCACUAG